CGAUGAUGCUAUGGGCGCUGGUAGCGCUGCUGUUGGCGGCAUCUACACAAGCCUUCGAGAUCAGCGGCACGGUGUACCCUCAGGGCUCCGUCACAGAAAAGGUGGAACCUUUGAAGGUGCAUCUAAAUGGCGGAGAGCAGACCACCUUCGUGCGCGCAGACGGCACUUUCGUGUUCCGCGACCUGGAGCCAGGCCGCUACGUGGUGGACAUCCCGUCGACGCAGUUCCUCUUUAGCCAGUAUAAAGUUGAUGUGGCAGCAGAUGGACUUAUUCGCGCACUCGAGUACAAGUACCCCGGGGCCCCUAAGAUGCGCGCCAGUUAUCCGCUAAUCGCGGAGCCUGUCAAACAGCUCGACUACUUCGAGCAGCGCGAGAAAUUCAAUCUACUGGGCCUAAUUAUGAACCCGUCGUUCUUGACGAUCGUGGUUCCCAUCGGUCUACUGUAUAUUCUUCCCAAGCUGUCGGAGGGAAUGGACCCGGAAGAGAUGAAGAAGGCGCAGGAGGAAAUGGGAGCUACAGACCCGUCGUCAUUGCUUGCAGGGAUGCUGGGCGGCGGUCAGACCAAUGCUGAGGACAGUGACGACGAUUAGGAUGACAGAGCGGCUCAAGCGGAGGAAUUGCAGGCCAGGCUUGGUUUCCUGCUGUGUAAUAGACGAGCUUGAUGUCUUGCUGU
Phytophthora infestans T30-4 is the source of this 673-nucleotide messenger RNA. RefSeq lists its product as uncharacterized. NCBI's taxonomy places the organism in Eukaryota, Oomycota, Peronosporomycetes, Peronosporales, Peronosporaceae. The coding region runs from base 3 to 590 and encodes 195 amino acids. Gene Ontology annotation, cellular component: EMC complex. The transcript is spliced from 2 exons. The record is from RefSeq and is a predicted model, not a curated record. Gene Ontology annotation, molecular function: carbohydrate binding.